This is a messenger RNA of Suillus discolor, 855 nucleotides long. RefSeq lists its product as uncharacterized. Bases 1 to 855 code for a protein of 284 amino acids. The record is from RefSeq and is a predicted model, not a curated record. The transcript has 2 exons. Lineage: Eukaryota; Fungi; Basidiomycota; Agaricomycetes; Boletales; Suillaceae.
AUGCCAACAGUUAUAUCUCCUCCAGUGUCCUGGAAGUCUCACUUGAAAAAGCUUCCAGGAAAUACACACAAUGAAUCAUCCUCCGCUGGCACAUGUUACAUAUUGCAUGCCAUACUGGUCCUGAUACAUGUCGUCCUUGUUAUCUUUUAUAUCUUUCAUUGGGAACAUCGCGUGACCCUCCCAUUCACACAAAUGAACACCGAUUUUUGGCCUGUGGUACUGAGUGCUUCACUGCAAGCAUUUUACACGAUCUAUAUGGCUAUUCUACUCUUCCUCACCCAACGGCUUGCGAUGUCAAGGAUGCUAGUACGCCGUCAGAAAUUGACUACCAUUCACGAUAUAUGUGGUGCAUGGGCGGGCCUUGGCUCUGCACUCAGUAGUAUCUGGGGACAAAUUGAAAUCCCUACUUCAUGGUGGGCGAUUUCUGCCGUGACUGCCUACCUUGCAAGCAUUUCUGUGCUGCAUAUCACCUCUUCCACUCUGCUGCAAUUUCAAACAUUCAAUACUUCCAUGGCAACUUUGGUGCCAACAAUACGAGGAUGGCCAAAUGAUUGGACGAAUAUCAAUAUUAAUUAUUUUGACUGGGUAUCCAUCAGUGCAUCUUUGCCAGUUGUCAGUAAAUUGCCGGGACUGGUCUCUGUAGGAUUAUCCAACAAUACAAUCUAUGACACCCCACAAACAAACUCUAUCGCAGCAAACGCAACUGUGAGUGCAAUGACGAUAAGCUUGUCUUGUGGAUUACUUCCUAAUAUCACAUACUCUAUGGGUGGUGGCAUGAUCAGUGUAAAUUCCUCAAUCACACAAGGACUUCUUCUUUCCACCAGCGUGGCAAGCUACCCCUGUAUGUCAUCAUAG